AAUAUAUUCACUGGCGGGCGCGUUUCGCCGGCUCGCAUAUUUAUUCAUCAAGUUUUUGCUGGUCUAAUUCGAAACAAAUCAUGCACAGGAAGUGAGAAUUCAUUUAAAAAAUGAUGGUUUGGCGUGUUACAAUUAUUCGCUUGCAUUCCCUCGAUGCAUUCAGCCACGCAAGGUAGCGAUGCGACUGUUAUGCUAUAUUUGUUCGUUACAUUAAGUCAACAUGAGUGCUUUUUUUUUCUCAGCGGCUGUCUUUAUCUCAUAUCUUAACCUUUUUCUUCCAGCCGUUUUGACUGCGACCAACCAGGCCCGCAGUACUGUGGUUGUCGUCGAGGAUUCUGUAACGAAUUGUGACGAUAGAGAUUAUGUGCUAACCUAUGGUCCUAUGACUGUCACACGUGCCGGCAAGUUUUUGAUCGUAAACGGAAGAGUGACAGUGCAAAGAGACCUACAAAAUCCUAUUUCGUUUCAAAUCCGGAUCGAAAAAUGCAGGGAUAAGGGAAACCUUAAUUCCUGCGAAUAUUAUUCAACAUGGAAGUGGGAUGAUGUAUGCAUACCACUCAAAAUACUGCCUUUCAUGGAGGGCUUUUGGAAGGCUCACGAGCCCUUUCCGAACUGUCCCUACAAAAAGAAUGUUUAUGAAUUAAGAAACUUCAGGAUUCCAUCGGAUGCAGUGACUGCUGUGCUCCCAAACAGUGAAGGUCAUCCUCUCUAUACUGUCCGCAUCCUUUCCAAAGAGCAAAAAGAGAUUGUUUCUUGUAUAAGAACCAGUAUUCGUUUCGCGACCGUCAGAAAAAAAUAUUAAUUAUUACGGGCCAUUUAAAGCGAGGUCUAUCAUAGUUAAUGUUUUUCUAACACAAUUGGCUCAGAGAGUGAAAUUAAGCGUACGUUUGUUGACUUUAGUGGGUGCUUAACUAUGAGAGACCAAAAAAUUGAAUGGAUGCCUUUCUAAAAGUUGUUUUCAUUCCACAAUUCUGCCGGGAAUCCUGCCGUGCCGGUCGUUUUUUACCCUGUGGACUUACUGGCCGCCCGUUUCGAAACCACCAACUAAUAGAACAAAACAGUCCAGUAAAACUUUGUCUUAAAAAAUUGCUUUCCUGCGUGAUUGAUCGCAUUAGAUUUUCGUUUAAACUUGGAAAAACAGUCAAAUUGCAGGAUAUAGGCAUUGAGAGAAAAGCUAUUUUCAAACAAAUAAUAAACACUGAAACCUGACUUGAGACACCCAGUGCAUUUUGUAUUGUGCGUAAAUUGCGAAUUCAAAACUAAACCAAGGUUGUAAACUGUCUGACGACAGUGUGUACGACAGUACAUGUAAAAAGUAAAAUUAGCUACAUGAACGCAUUUUUUUAAGAAUUUUCAAUUUUUGUUAACUUUUAAGGCAACAAGGAUCCUCCAAGCACUUGACUUUCAGUUAUCCUCAUGAAUAUUUUUGAAUGAACCACUAACCAGUGUAUUAAUUGAAGCACUGUGUUACACGUUUCACUUCAAAAAUUUAGAAAGCAAUUAAUACAACGGGAAGUUCGAAAAUCAAUUCCUAAGCAUAUUAUCAACACGUCACACAGAUUAAGUGGAACAGUAGUUAUACAUAAUGAGUCGUUUUCAUACUUGCGUUUAACUGACUAAUUAAUUAUGAAUAAUCAUAUUUUUUGCUGGAGUUGACUUCCAAAGUUAUUCCUGUAAAUGAAUAAUUUUUCUUACAAAAUUUCGAAGAGAAAACACGAAGGAGUACUUUACUUCGUAGCUUGUUCAAUGGGCCACUAUGUUGCCGUUUAAAUUUCAAAUGAUUUUAAAAUGAACCAGUCGUGUUAAAAAAGAGGAGGGUAAGUAAUUUAGAUUAGAAAAUUAACAGUUAGUCUAUGUAUUUGUAAUCUACUGCUCUUUAAUUUUUGCAUUAUCUUUUAUUUUAUUUUAUUAUCAUCAAUGAGUGCGACAUAAUGAUCGGAAACAUCCUCCUGAGCAAAUAAACUAUUCUCUUUUGUGAGAAGAAAAUAAAAAAGAAUGAUAAAUAGGGCAAAAUAAUAAGAAAUAAUAAUAAUCUGACAUUAAAAAUAAUGCUAUCGACAAUACCGCUAAUGAUGUUCCGACUUCCGAAUACCACUUAAUUAGCUCUCAUGUCGUGGCGUGGUAUCACACUUGAAUGAAGGAGAAUCAUGGAGGCUCUAGAAACAGUUUACUUUCACCUACAGUGAGUACAGGUACACCAUAGACAGCAAAGCGGGAAAUAUCCUUCCCUUUUAAUAUAGAGAUUGCAUCUAGAACUCCUCAAGCGUGUUCUUGGUAAAAUAGGAAA
Molecule: messenger RNA, 2287 nt
Organism: Bemisia tabaci
Lineage: Eukaryota; Metazoa; Arthropoda; Insecta; Hemiptera; Aleyrodidae
Source: RefSeq, a predicted model, not a curated record